AUGGAUGCUGCCGGUCCCAGCUCAGAACAAAGUCCCAAACCCGAGCUUUCUGCAGCGAUGCGAGCUAAAAUCGAGCGGAACCGGCAGCGGGCGUUGAUGUUGCGGCAAGCCAGACUAGCGAGCCGCCCUUUGUCCGCUGUGGAUGGCGCAACCUCGGCCAAAAUCUCCAAGACCAUCGACUCCGGUGCCGGCUUCUUCAUCGAGGAGGAGGAAGGCGGAGAGGAAGAGCUGAGGACCAAGAAGGUUGUGCAUCAGCCAGCUCCAGUGAUUGAGCCGGACUACCUGAUGUGCGAUGAUUGUCAAAAACCGUUCAUGGACUCGUACCUCAGCAACAGCUUUGACCUUUGUGUCUGUGACAAGUGCAGAGACAACGAAGAGAAGCAUAAGCUAAUUUCCAGAACUGAGGCCAAGCAGCACUACCUGCUGAAGGACUGCGACCUGGACAAGAGAGAACCUCCGCUCAGGUUUAUACUGAAGAAAAACCCUCAUAACCCACGCUGGGGAGACAUGAAGCUCUACCUCAAACUACAGGUGGAGAAUAGGUGUAUGGAGGUGUGGGGUUCAGAGGAGGCUCUGGAGGAGGCCAGAGAAGCGAGGGAGGAGAACAAAGAGGUGCAGAAACAAAAACGCUUCAACAAGAAGGUCAAAGAGCUGCGCAGGGCGGUGAGGAGUAGCAUGUGGACCAAAGACAUCAGCGGUCACCAACAUCAGUAUGGACCAGAGGAGGUGGUGGAUCCAGAGGAGGACCUCUAUAGGAAAACCUGCACCACCUGCGGGCAUGAACUCACCUACGAGAAGAUGUAGAUACACACUAAGACUGACUUUUUAACCUACAAGAGGAUGUUUGGUGCUUCUGCAGGGAACCAUGCCUCUCCCUCCAGUCGUACUUUAUUUUUCUACUGGUAUUUGUUUGUAUAGCUCAUUAAUACACUCCAUCCUGAUCACAUGCAAGAGGCCAACAUCACUGUCCUGUGUGUCACACACAGGCUUUUGUAUGUCAGUAGAAAUUUCUAUUUUAAACAGCCAUUACUGACCUGAGCAAUACUAUUUAUUUUUAGCAAUAACUCCUCGCCUGUCCAGUCGACUGCCUAUUGCUACACUUCCUGUUUCAUAUAUAGCAUGUAGAGAUUCCCUCUUGCAGUGGGCAAAUUAAGGCAGGCAUAAAACUGAAACUUGGCAAUACUGUCCUCUGUAAAAUAUCUAGUUGUGGAGCCUACUUUAUAGCUGAAUCCAAAUGUUCACUUCACAUGACCACUGUGGCUAUAAUCAACUCGACAGCAUUAUGGGGAACUACUCCAUGCUGGGUUUUCUCUCACUAUUCACUCUGGUUUGGAAAUUGAUGUCCGUCAUUGUCCUGAUAUUCACUUGGUGUUAAUAAAAGGACUGGUGCUGUGAGUUUGCUCAGGAGAUAUUUAUUGUUUUAUUAAGAGGCUGAGAAACAAUGUGUAUAACAUCUCAAGCUCUGAUUAGGCUUUAUGUAACUGCAAUUCACCUUAGUUAGAAUGUGUUCUGGUUGCCAUUGUUCAGCACUUAUGUGAACAGGAUGGGCAUGUGUAGUGUGGUAUGUCAGCCACCCCUAGUGCAUCCUUUUUAAAGUAACUUAUUGUAAGUGUAUACACAUUAAGAUCUUUGCCAGGUUUGCAUUUUUUAGUUUAUAAGCUGCAAAUUUCUUAAAUCACUUCAGAUAUUUUAAUGUGAAGCCAUGUCUCUGCUUAUUUAAGUGUUAAAGAAGCCUAAGCUACUUUGUUAAAAACAAGUUGUU
Molecule: messenger RNA, 1762 nt
Organism: Micropterus salmoides (largemouth bass)
Lineage: Eukaryota; Metazoa; Chordata; Actinopteri; Centrarchiformes; Centrarchidae
Gene: xpa
Product: xeroderma pigmentosum, complementation group A
Exons: 5
Coding region: 1-804 (267 amino acids)
Biological process (GO): nucleotide-excision repair involved in interstrand cross-link repair; nucleotide-excision repair, DNA damage recognition; base-excision repair
Cellular component (GO): nucleotide-excision repair factor 1 complex
Molecular function (GO): damaged DNA binding
Source: RefSeq, a predicted model, not a curated record